ACACAAGCUGCAGCACAAAACACUACGUAUUCCUGCCCAUCCAUAUUAAGAACUGAAGUUAGUGAGAACUUUGCUUGGUAAGCAUGUUCGUGCACAAGUGUGCUACACUGUACGCUUACAAAAGUUAUGCACUGCUUUGCCGGUGGACACAGAAGAUAAAUUCGAUACCACUGAGCACAUUCAAUGCUGGAGUUUCACACAAAAUGUUUGUAAACAAAUGUGCUGAACACUAUUUUGGUGGAAUCGUAUCAUAAUAAAAACCGUGUAACGUGUAGUAAAGUACAAAAUAAGAGGAAAAGUGAAAAGUUAAAAGGACGUGGUCGUGGUGUUAAACAUUUUUGGAGCCAUUUUCAAACAAACACAAUUUAGCAACAAUCAGAAUAAUGCUGAACCCCAACCAAGUACCUCAAAAGAAACAUCUGAAUCUGAAAAUCUCCAAGGUAAAGCUGAAGUGUUUGUGAAUGUGAAGACUUCCAGAGAAAGACAUUCAAAUUCUAAAAUGAAAAGAAAGCGUGUGUCAGCUGUAUGGGACUAUUUCAAUCCGG
This is a messenger RNA of Acanthoscelides obtectus, 545 nucleotides long. The record is from the annotation of a GenBank genome assembly. Lineage: Eukaryota; Metazoa; Arthropoda; Insecta; Coleoptera; Chrysomelidae.